Molecule: messenger RNA, 2837 nt
Organism: Ceratitis capitata (Mediterranean fruit fly)
Lineage: Eukaryota; Metazoa; Arthropoda; Insecta; Diptera; Tephritidae
Exons: 6
Coding region: 207-2699 (830 amino acids)
Biological process (GO): proteolysis
Molecular function (GO): serine-type endopeptidase activity
Source: RefSeq, a predicted model, not a curated record
UUCAGGUUGCUUAACGCUAUUGUAGCGUAGAGUUUGUGAAACUGUUUUUAAAUUGGAAAAAUAAAAAUAAAUACUAUUAAAGGAGUAUUAGAAAACAUAUAAAAAAAUAUAUAUAAACAUAAAUAUACUCGUAUAUAACGAAUUCACUAUAUUUUAACGCUUGUUUGGUAUAGAAUUUUAUUAAUUUAUUAUUUGGUGGCGCGACGAUGUCUACAACUUGGCGUAAAUUGCUUUUGAGCUUCUGUUUAUGGCAAUUUUUCGUCACCGCAAUUGCGCAGGAAACUUGUCUCUACAGUCCCAAGAGAAAUGGCAUUUGCGUACCUUAUGAAGAUUGCAAAGAGUUACAUAACAAAAUCUUUUUUCCCAAUGAAUAUUGCCCUAGAAAUACUGUUUGCUGUCCAAAUGUAUUAACUACACCGCCCGCAAAUGAUCGCAUAUUCAGUGGCAUAUUGCCCUCAGUAUAUAGUAAUGAUAACAACCUUGAGCCACUGCCACCACUACCCGAUCGUGUGCUGAAAAUAUGGGAUAUCGCUGCUACAGAUAAUAACCCUACUACAUCUUUGAGGCCAGAAAUUAUCAAAAAAGAAUUUCAAAAUCCAACUCAAAAAAGUUGGACUGAGAAUUCAGACGCCAAUGAGCAAGCGCUUCCACCGCUACCCGACAGUGUACUGAAAAUAUGGGACAUUCCAUCGUCAGACGUUAAUCCAAAAGCUUUCAAAAAUGCUGUUCAAAUUAAGCCACAAACCCGCUUCAUGUCAGAACAGGAUUUUCAAGAGAUUGAUGCACAUAAUAAGUUUAGCAACCAAGAAGCUCCGCCUCCUUUACCCGACGACAUACUGAAGAUAUGGGAUGAUUCCCCUGCAGAUGUUAAACCAAACCUAACUUUAGAUCCCAACUCAGCCAAAAAUGAAUUAAGGAAGCCACCUCAAGCAGGUUUUAUAUAUUUCCCCGGCAGCGGUAAUCAGUUGAACAACAUUACUCCGCCUACACGUUUGCCAAUAUUUAGUGAUUACCCGAAUCCUUCAGAUGUUAAACUAAACAAAUAUGAUGUUCCGAAAACAGCCAAAAAUGCCAUUCAAAUUAAACCACAAACACGCUUCAUGCCAGAAGAAAAUUUUCAAGAGAUUGAUGCCCAUAAUAAGUUGACCAACCAAGAAGCACCAUCUCCUUUAUACGAUAACAUACUCAAAAUAUGGGGUAACCCUGAUGCAGAUGUUAAUCCACCCCAAGCAGAAAUAAAGCCACUUUCAGUGGAUAGACCUGUAUAUUUCCCUGGUAGCGACAAUCAGUUGAAUACCAUUACUCCGCCUACACGUUUACCACUAAAUGAAUCUCAGAAUCCUCCAAGUCCAACAGAUAAUCUACUGCGGAACUUCAAUAAAGAAAGUAGUACAAAAUCAACGUUAAAUGUUAAGCAGAAACAACCAAUCAAUGAUCUUUGGAAACAACCUAAAAUCUAUGGCAUUCCACCUAUUUCCGCAGCUCAAGCAAAAGCUGAUGAAGAGUUCUUUAAAAAACUGCUUAAUACGAAUAUUCAACAAUUAAAUCCAAGCCAUAGAAGUGGUGUUACUCCGACUCCAGCACUUGCAGAAACGCCAACAAAGCAAAUGAUGUUCCCAACAAAUAUUGAUCCAACAAAACGUAUUACAAUUAUUAAUCGAAACCAAGCUUUGGCACCAACAGUCACUACUCCUCCUCCACUCACCACUACAACAAAGCAAAUACCUUAUUUCGAUAAGGAAUUCUACAGGCGUUUGGGCUUAGCCUUUGGUUCUAAAUAUGACAAAUACAUUCAACAGCAAGAGGUAACCCCACCUAUAGAUGUUAUGGAAAGUACAACAACGGAAAUAAGCGAAGAAAAUGUAACUGAGCAGCCGAAUUUCUUGAAUAACCUAAAUCAUUUUGGUUUGGAUAAAUUGAAUGCUGAGAAAUGCGGCUUUGUACAUGUUAAUCAUGAUCCGGAUAAAAGCAACGUCCAGACGAAUAUUGCCGAAUAUCCUUGGUUGGCUUUGCUGCAGUAUGAUAUUGGAAAUAAUGAGAAAAACUUCUCAUGCGGUGGCUCGCUGAUCACUGAACGUUGGGUGUUGACUGCGGCAAGUUGUAUCAAAAAGUCAUUAAUCGGUGUACAUUUGGGCGUAAAGGAGAUAUCCAACAAGGAUUGUGCGCGCAAUAAAAACUGUUUUAAAAUUUCUCAAAUGCUGAAGCACAGGGACUACAAACCAGAAACUGGCCACAAGGAUAUUGCCUUGAUUAAGCUUAGGACUCGUGCUCGAAGAAGUAACAAUGUGAAAACUGUUUGUUUGCCCACAAAGUUGGAACACUUCGAUGUGCCAUUUGAGCAGAAGGAGCUAACAGUUGCCGGUUGGGCGGUGAAAAGAGAAGAUUUCACUGCAAAUCCCAGAAAGCAUAUUCUCACUAGGCAUAAGUCACAAGUUUGUCAGCAAUUUUAUUCAGAUGAAGUUUCACAAAAGUCCAAAAUGUGCUUAGGUGGUAGCGAUUUGCCGCCAAACACGUGCAGCGGUGAUCAUGGUGGUCCUGUGUUCUGGUUGGUAAACGAUGACAAAAACGCCUUCACACAAAUCGGCGUUGUGCCGGAGGAAAUGGAUAACUGUGGCGGCGCUGAUGUGAGGCCAUAUUACGUGGAGAAUGUUGCUGAUUCGAUGGACUGGAUAACAAAUGUCAUUGCAGAGGAGAAGUAGUGAUAUUGAUUUGUAUUACAAUACUGACUGAAGAUAUUCCAUGUAUUAAAAAAUUCGUAUUUUACAAAAAUAGGUAUUUUAAUUUGCAUUGGACGUCAUAUGAAAGCAUUGGCAUCCCGGUGGUCUGGUGAGCAGCUG